AUGGCAAGUCAAGAACAUGACACUCACGCAGAGCCAGCUUUCCAUACGAACAGCCAAAGCAGCUGCUGUUCUUGGCAUCCAACCAUCAUCAUCCUCACAGAAAAUAGUUUGAUAUCCAAUACACUGUACGGAUAUCUUCGAGGUACCAUGCAAACAAAAUCCCGAUCCAUUGUGGAUUAUUACGAGCGCAAGUAUGAAAUUCUUUCAAAAUUCAAAGAACAAGACGGUGAAGGAGUUUUACAGCUCUUUGAACAGGCUCAAGAGGAUUUAAGAAGCGAUCUGGAAGUGGUUAUUCAAGCACUCGGAGCGAAUAUAGACUGUAUCAAGUUUUGUUCUCAAAAUAUAUUAUCGGAUCGAGAAAUCAUACGGAUGGCAGUCCAAAUGGAUGGACAAUAUUUGUCUUUGGUCGAGCAUACUGACCUUGCCAAGGAUCGUGAAUUAGUCUAUUUGGCUUGUUGCUCCGGUGGAGAAAGCGCGAUGGGUUAUGCCGAUUACAGCUUGAGAAAUGACAAGGAGUUCAUGUUGAACAUUUUCCAAAAUUGUUCCAUACCUGCCUAUCAUUAUCUAGGUGAUGAUUUGCUUGAUGAUAGGGAAGUAGCUCUUGCUGCUAUUACGACGAAUGGUCAAGCAUUUAGAGUGUUCUCUAAUGAUAUUAGAAAUGACAAGGAGAUGUUUAUGAAGGCUCUACGAACUGCACCCAAUUGUAUUGCUGAUGCAGGAGAUGACAUCAGGUAUGACAGAGAUAUGGUGCUUAAAGCUGUGAAAUUGGGAACAGAUAUCAGUAACAUCCCUUCACAAUUUGCGAAUGACAGAGAAAUUGCUUCCCUAUGUCUAAAAUAUAAUCACUGGGCAUUUAACCACAUUGGAGACGAAUUGAAAAACGAUCGUGAGUUUGUGAUGGAAGCUAUAAGACAUGGCUGUUCACUUUCGACCAUGAAUCAAUUUACAAGCGAUAAGGAAAUUGUCUUGUUAGCAAUCAACACUUCUGGAGGAGAGAGUAUUCAAUAUGCAUCUGAUGAGCUUAAAAAUGAUAAUGAGUGUGUACUGGCAGCCAUACGAAGCCAACCUUCUGCUUUGAGAUAUGUUGGUGACCAAUUCAAAUCCAACAAGGAACUUGUUUGUGAAAUAUUACAAACUCAUGGAUAUUUAUUUUACGAGCUUUCUGACGAGUUGAAAGCAGAUAAGGAAUUACUCUUUAUCGCGUUAAAUGGAUCACAUCCAAACGCCCUCACGUAUGCAAGUCCUGAGCUUAAAGCAGACAGAGACGUAAUGAUGGAGGCUGUUAGAAUCAACGGCAACUGCUUACAAUAUGCUACAACUGAAAUGAAAAACGACUUUGACAUUGUCAUGGAGGCCAUUAAACAAGGAGCAUCACUUGAAUUUGCUAGCCCUGAUUUGAGAGAUAAUUGGGAACUAUGCCAAGCAGUUUCCUUAUCAGACAAUUACCGGUACUUUGGGCCUAUGAUGAAGAAAAAUAGAGAUUUGGCAAUCCAAGCCAUCGAUGAGUUUGGGUGUAAUUACUCAUAUAUUGAUGAUAGUUUAAAACAAGAUGAAGAGCUAGCAUGGAGAGCAGUGAUGUCUGAAAAUAGUUAUGGCCUGAACAUUUCAGAUUUUGAUGAGAAAUUCCAGCACGAUAGGAGAAUGAUGUUGGAAUUGAUUAAGAAGAAUUCUUAUCAAUUCGAGCAUUUAUGGCAACCUUUUAAAAAUUUAAAUAUUAUUUAUUGGCCCUUCGGUGCCUCAAAGGAUCGAACACUUGUCCAACAAGCAGUACGAAGUGGCCUCUAUCAUUCAUAUCUUCCAUAUGAAUUUAAACAAGAUAGAGAAAUUGUGUUAUUGUAUGCCAAGAUGGGCCGCUUGAGUUUUUAUCAAUCGUUGAAUGAGGAGUUGAAGAGCGACCCUGAAGUGAUCAAAGGAGCAAUCAAAUUUGGCGUGUCUCUAUUGUCCAUUCCUCUAAAAUUUAGAAAUGAUAAGAACAUUUGCCUCCAAGCAUUACAAUGUCAGCCAUCUAGUUACUAUUAUUUACCUCCAAAGUAUGCUUCAGAUCGAGAAUUUAUACUAAACGCAGCAGCUACCGCGUACUCUCCAUUAAUUCAGUAUGCAAAAGAAUGGAACAACGAUAAGGAAAUUGUGAUGGAAUGUGUGAAAAGAGAUGGCUAUGCUCUGAACUACGUAUCUGAUGCCCUUAAACAAGAUCGUGAGGUUGUAAUGGAAGCUUUGAGGAGAGAUCCCUCUGUUUUGCAAACGGUGGACGAUACUCUCAAGAAAGACAAACAAUUGGUGACAAUAGCGACAUUGAACAAUCCCCUUUGUAUCACCUAUGCAGAUUCAUCUUUGAGAAAAGAUAAAGAGUUUAUUCUGCAGCUAGUACAACAAGGUUGUUCAUCCGUAUAUGAAUAUAUUGAUGAGGACUUGAGAAAAGACAAAGACGUCCUUAGAAAAGUUAUUGUACAUUCUCCGAAUAUGUUUCGAUGUGCAAGUAGCGAGUUGAAGCGAGACAGGGAGCUUACACUCCUUGCAGUAGCAUGUGGUGGCUCUUCCGUAUUGCCUUUUGUAGCUAGCGAAUUCAAAGAUGAUCCGCAAGUUAUUGAGAGAGGUAUUAUUGACAGCAGUGAGGGCAUGAAAUAUGCCAGUAUUCGAUUGAAACAAGAUGAAGAAUUUGUGAUGAGAGCCCUUAGAAUUUCUCCGUCAUGCAUUGAAUAUGUUCAUGACAAGUUUAGAAUGGAUCGCAAUCUUGUUAAGAAGUUGUUCGAAAACAAGCAUCAUAAUGACAUUAGCCUCUACAAUAUGGCGUUUUGCAUUAAGAAAGAUAGAGAAAUCGUCAAGAUGGCAAUUGAAGCGGUCUCAUACGAGUAUCAAUAUGCUCAUUACUCCUUACGAAAGGAUAAGGAGCUUACCUUGCUUGCUGUAAAUCAAACUGGAUCGUUGCUUCGAUAUGCCGAUCCAACUUUGAGGCGAGAUCGAGAGGUUGUUAUGGCUGCUGUUAUAAAUGACUCAAUCGCGUUGGAAUAUGCUUUGUGUGACCUCAAAGAUGAUGAUGAGUUAGUGGAGAUGGCAAUCAAACGAAGUGCAACAAUGUUGAAGCAUGCAAGCGAGAGAGUUUUAAACAAUCGUGAUCUUGUUUUGAAGGCAUUCAAAUACGGCUAUGAAUCAAAAGCUGAAGCAUUAAGUUACGUUAGCGAUAGCUUGAAAAAAGAUAAGGAAAUUGUGCUGUAUGCUGUGAAAAAACAAGGAGCAUCACUCCAAUACGCACACUCAUCAUUACAAUGUGAAAGAGGGAUUGUGUUGGCAGCUGUCAAACAGAAUGGGGAAUCUUUAGAAUUUGCUUCUGAAGAUUUACGAAAAGACCCUGAAAUUAUCAGAGAAGCAGUACGUCAAAAUGGAAGAGCUCUGGAUUAUGUGUGUGGAACAAUUGACAAAUCCUUGAUACUUCUUGCAGCUAAAACAUAUUAUCAGCUUUCAGAAGCUAUCGACCAUGACAUGCUACAUGACCAAGACAUUGCCUUGGAAGUUGUUCAUUGCAAUCCCUAUGAAUUUAGAAAUAUGGAUCAACAAAUACGCUACAACAGAGCUAUUGCACUCGCUGCUGUAAAGAAGCAGUGGUAUUCCAUUUAUUACACAUCUAAUGAAUUGAUGAACGACAACGAAAUGAUUUUAUGUGCUGUUUCACGGGACGAACAGACUUUCUUAUACUGCUGCGAGGAACAUAAGAAGGAUAGAGCGUUUGUUUUAGACGUGGUCAAGCUAAACGGUAAAACCUUGCAAUAUCUUGAUGCCUCUUUCAAGAAAGACCGAGAAAUUGUGCUAGCCGCAGUGAAACAGAAUGCUCAUUCCGUGCUAUAUGCUGAUCCCAUCAUGUUUAGCGAUCGAGAAGUUGUGUUGACUAGUGUCAAGAAUGGCUGUUGCUAUGUGUUAGUGGAGGCUUGUCAAGAAUUACAGAAAGACAAGGAAAUUCUUCUUCAUGCAGUUAACAGUGAUCCCAAAUGUAUUUACAUUGCUGGAAUUAAUAUAUUCCAAGACAGAGAUCUCCUAAAAGCGCUCAUUUUAUCGCGUCCUGAUGUAUUACGUUUCGCUCCUGAUGAGCUGAGAUGUGACAGAGAAUUUAUCAAGAAUGUGAUACAACACUUUGGAAGGGCUCUAAGUUAUGCAGAUGAAUCCUUUAGAGAUGAUCGAGAAAUGGUAUUGGAAGCUGUUAAGAACGAUGGUACCGCAAUCAUGAGUGCAAGCUAUAGACUUCGAAAUGAUCGUGAAAUCGUCAUCCAUGCCAUUGAAAACAAUGGUGAUGCUCUGCACUUUGUCUCGAGCCCUGAAUUGAAAUAUGAUAAGGAAUUAAUUUUAACUGCCAUUGAGAACAGUGAGUAUCCUCACUUUCAACAAUGUUGGCACCUUAACGAUAGAGAGAUCAUUUUAUCGAUUGUGAAAAAGAAUGGAUAUGUAUUGCCUUACAUGCAUGACAUCUUUUGGGAGGACAAGGAGAUUGUGAUGGAAGCAAUCAAAAAUUCUCCAUCCAUUCUUGAAUAUGAUCGCCAUUUCAAUUUCGGUGAGGAUCGAGAAUUUAUGAAAGAAAUUUUUGAAAAAUCGGAAUCAGCUCUUGUCUUUGCACCUGAUUCCAUAAAGACUGAUCGGGAGAUGGUUUUAUAUGCUGUGACGAAGAAUGGAAACGCCCUCAAAUAUGCAGAUUUUAAAUUCCAGAAAGACCUAGAAAUUGUCACAUUGGCGCUUGAUCACGGCUUGGAUAACAUUCUGUAUCCUUUCAUGAACGAUAGAGAAGUGAUCUUACGUGUAUUGAAACAAAACGGUAUGGAAAUAGCAUACUUGAAUAAUCCAUUGCUGCUUAAGGACCGAGAACUCGUACUUGAAGCAGUCAAAAAUGAAGGUACCGCAUUACAAUAUGUGCAAGUGGAAUUUGGAAAAGAUUUGGAAAUUGUGACAGCUGCUGUCAAGCAAAAUCCACAAGCCUUGUCUUAUUCAAUGUUGCAUCUUUCGGAUGACGAUGAAUUGAUGAAUGAGCUUGUUGAAAAGAAUGAAUUUGCUCUAUCGAACGCCUCUUAUCGACUUCAACACACACGUGAAUUUGUUUUGAAAGCUGUAAAAGCUCAUGGUCUUGCUUUGAAAAGUGCUCCCUUCGAAUUUCGUAAGGAUAAGGAAAUUGUGUUAGAAGCAUUGAAACAAAAUUUGGACGCAAAAGAUGCUGUACAUUUGGACUUGUUGAAUGAUGAGGAUGUGAAAACUCUCAUCUCAAAGAAGAUUAAGGAGAAGCUGAAAACGGCCAAACCAAAAGGUAGUCGAUAUUACUACUCGCCUGUACAAACAGUAUGUCUUUUGGGAGAGGAAAACAUGUUGCGAUAA
Messenger RNA from Naegleria lovaniensis, 5346 nucleotides. RefSeq lists its product as uncharacterized. NCBI's taxonomy places the organism in Eukaryota, Heterolobosea, Eutetramitea, Acrasida, Naegleriidae. The record is from RefSeq and is a predicted model, not a curated record. Bases 1 to 5346 code for a protein of 1781 amino acids. The transcript is spliced from 3 exons.